CCUCCUAAUGCAUGCUGUGGAGCGUGAAGUGAUCACAACCUGCAUAUGAACACACCUUUUCACACAGUCUGUGGUAGAGAGCUGCACCUGCAUGCGCUUGCAUCGCUGGCCCGAUUCCUUUAGUGAAAACAUGCGGCUGGAUGCUAAAUGAUGCGGUUGUGUGUACCUGUCGGUAGGACCUGACGGCUCCUGGAUAAUAUUUGUUCUUCUGCCGCUUUAGACUCAUGCUUCAACUUCUGCUCGGUGGCCAUUCAUCUUCGAUUUAGUAAGAGGCACCUGCUGUGUAACGUGAAUACAAUAACAUCCAAGGCCCCAGAAACAUCUCCACUGAAAGAUGAUCCAUUUCUAAGAACAAAACACCAUUAAGCUUUGUUUACUCACGUCAGACCAAUGGCACAUAUUCGAAGCUUAAGUGCUAUGGUUCUCCUCAUGUCUUUAUUUCUAAUCUUUUUCUACUCAACCCUACACCUGGAGACAACCUACAGUCGCAGGGCUGCACCAGAGGAACUCCUGACGCAUCCCGGUCUCCAUGUCCUUGAAAGCGAUGUGAAAACACAACCCUCCAAGCAGGAGAGCUUAACCACACCUCAUCCUAGUGUUCUCAAUGUAUCUGUCUGUGAAGAUUUCAGAAAAAGCGUCCCACAGAACGGCGCGUACUGGAACCGCCUGCUGUGGUCAGCCCUCAGGAAUCUGGACAAGGGAGAAAACCUUAUCAGCCAUGACCUCGAUUGGUCUCGCUGCAAGGAGACAAAUCAAGAGCUCCUGCAAACCAAUGUGCACGACUUCACCUCCUACCCCGUCUUAUUCCAGGACUUUUUGCAGGCCAUGAACUGCAUGACACCUCCUGUCCUGCUCAAUCAACCCAACAAGUGCCCCUCUGGUGAAGACAACCAGACUUUCCUGCUUUUUGCCAUCAAAUCGGCUCCAGGAAACUUUGAGCGGAGGCAGGCGGUGCGCGAGACCUGGGGGCGAGAGGGGACGGUCAAGGGCGGACUGAGAGUACGCACUGUGUUUCUGCUGGGCAGCUCCCUUCCAGAGGGUCCUGACCUCAGCCAACUGCUUUCGUUUGAAGCGAGGCACUUUGGGGACGUUGUGCAGUGGGACUUCCAUGAAUCCCUCUUGAACCUGACGCUCAAAUUGAACCUGCUUUUCCAGUGGACACUGAAAUACUGUCCUAAUUCCUCCUUCGUCUUUAGCGGAGAUGACGACGUGUUCGUCAACACGCCAGGGUUACUCGACUACAUGCAGUCACUGGAGCCAUCCAAGGCCUCUCAGUUGUAUGUUGGACAUGUCAUAAGCACAGCAAAUCCCCUCAGGGACCCGAGAAGCAAAUACUACAUUCCUCUUAGCUUCUAUGACGGCUCAUACCCUGCUUACGCCGGCGGAGGCGGUUUUCUUAUCUCUGGAGCGUUGAUGCAACCCCUACAUUCAGUUUCACACGUCAUCCCGUUUUUCCCCAUCGACGACGUCUACGCUGGGAUGUGCUUUAAAGCUCUGGGGGUUUCUCCAGAGGCAAACAAGCGCUUUCAGACAUUCGACGUCAAGGAGCAGGAUCGCGAGAAUCUGUGUGUUCAUAAAGAUCUGUUUCUGAUUCACCAGCGUUCCCCACAGCAGAUAAAGAAGCUGUGGAGGGGCAUUCACAGCCCAUUGUUGACUUGUUGAACAGGAAUGAUGAGCAAAAAGGAGAGGCACAAAGAGGAAACAUUGACUGCAGGGACAAGCCAUCGACCCUUCGAGAUUUUUCACUGCCAAGUAAAAUGAACACUUUCUAAUUGUGUUGUUAACCAAAUGUUCAUAUUGAGCUGUUGAAUUCAAAUAAAACAAUUCAACAAAGA
Messenger RNA from Eleginops maclovinus (Patagonian blennie), 1835 nucleotides. RefSeq names its product UDP-GlcNAc:betaGal beta-1,3-N-acetylglucosaminyltransferase 2, like (gene b3gnt2l). Bases 391 to 1662 code for a protein of 423 amino acids. Gene Ontology annotation, cellular component: Golgi membrane. The transcript has 2 exons. NCBI's taxonomy places the organism in Eukaryota, Metazoa, Chordata, Actinopteri, Perciformes, Eleginopidae. Gene Ontology annotation, molecular function: protein N-acetylglucosaminyltransferase activity. The record is from RefSeq and is a predicted model, not a curated record.